UACAAGUUUGGGCCUCACACUAUUCCGGGAUCUCACGUGUUUGUGCUAUCAAAUCUCUGUUACGGAUUUGUGAACUUGAAGCCCGUCGUGCCAGGCCACGUGCUCGUCAGCACCAAGCGCGUCGUACAACGAUUCACUGACCUGACGCCGGAUGAGGUUUCCGACCUAUGGUUGUUGGCGCAACGGAUCGGUAAAACCGUGGAGGCUCAUUACGGCGCGCAGUCACUUACCCUGGCCAUCCAGGAUGGGGCCUUUGCAGGUCAAACGGUGCCGCACGUGCACAUCCACGUGCUGCCUCGCAAGGCGGGCGACUUCCCCCGUAACGACCAGGUGUACGACGCCAUUGACCACAAGGCAGCCGACUCCGGCCCCGGUGAGAAGCUCGACCUGGACAAGGAGCGCCGGGUCCGGACCCACGUUGAGAUGGCGGAAGAGGCGGCGGAGCUUCGGGCGCUGCUACAGCUGAACAGCGCUACGGCCACUGAGGCCCCGUGA
This is a messenger RNA of Volvox carteri f. nagariensis, 495 nucleotides long. RefSeq lists its product as uncharacterized. The annotation marks the transcript as partial. The record is from RefSeq and is a predicted model, not a curated record. Lineage: Eukaryota; Viridiplantae; Chlorophyta; Chlorophyceae; Chlamydomonadales; Volvocaceae. The transcript is spliced from 5 exons. Gene Ontology annotation, molecular function: catalytic activity.